AGCAGCGAGAGCAGGUACUCGUCUAACUGUGGUUACCGAUUUAGUUUCAUAAGACGAAACUUUUGCAUGUUACAGAAAAGGAACACGACUUUAGACUGGUUCGUGUUCAGGUAUCAAGACAAAAAGGCAAAUAUUUCCCCCAUAACAAUGGAAGGUUUUAACAGUUAUUAUCACAAGGGAUACAAGACAUAUGACAAUGACAGUUCAAGCGGCAGUGAUUAUUCUAGCAGGACAAAGAGACGUGGAGUUCAGCUUAACAAUUUCAACAACAACGUUUUUCUUGAGAAUGGCAAGCCGAAGGCAAAGCAUGUACCAAACACGAUGCAAUUAAAACCAAAUUGUAAGGUGGAAUCCCGAAAAAUACGUGAAAUUAUUUCGGAGGUUUUACGUCGCAAUCUAUGGGAAGAGUCGUACGACGCGGAUCGCUGUAAUCUCGUAGCAAUGAUGACCAGCGAGCAAAUUAAAUCUGCCGUGAAGUUACUCGAUAUGCCUCGAUAUAAGAUUGUAUGCGUGGUGACCGUGGGCUCCAAAUCAGGUCAACAUUUUCUACAAGCGAGUCGAUGUUUAUCGAACACUGAAUACGAUGCGAUCAUUUCGGAGUCUUUUGACAAUGGCAGUGUUUUUGCCGUAGGAGUUGUUUAUGCUUUUUAUCAGGAAUAAUGCUAGUAUCCAACAUUUCAUUCCGUGCAUUCGUACACCAUAAUCACUAAUACAGUUUAUAGCUUAAGUUAGGAAAAGUACCUUUGCAGUGAGCCAAAGGCAUUUAUUACCACCCGUUACUUAAUUUUAUGGCAAUUUUUCACCUGGAGCUUCGGAGAAAGCAAUAAUUAAUAUUCCAUGACAUUUGCACGCUUAUUGUUCGCUAAAUCCUACAAUCUCACGUUUUGCUACAAACACGUUGCUUUUCAAAAAUACUCCUGAUAAAUAUAUUCAUAGCAAAUUUUUAGACAUUUUUACAGACAUGGUUACAUACAUUUUUGCACCUUAAAAAUGCUACAGAUGUAUUACGGGAUAUAAUAAAAAUAGAAAAUAGAUGCUAUUGUUAUUAUCAAUGAACAAUGAAUAUCAUUACCUGAACUUUUCCUCGCAGACUCCUCCGUGAUUGAGUUUGUACAAAAUAUAGCGAAAUCAAAGUCACAAGACUGAAAAAAGUUUAAAAAUUUAUAACCAAUAUUAAUUAUACUGCCUGUCAUGUACCAGGUUAUAGCACAACGAAAUCUUAAAGAGAAAAUAUAGUCGCUUAUCAGCAUCCAUAUUUGUAAAUAGUUUGCAAACAAAUGCGAAGAUAUAAUGGAGUUAAAUUUUACAAGUUAUA
Messenger RNA from Dendronephthya gigantea, 1315 nucleotides. Its product is annotated as tctex1 domain-containing protein 1-like. Gene Ontology annotation, molecular function: dynein intermediate chain binding. Gene Ontology annotation, biological process: microtubule-based movement. The transcript has a single exon. Gene Ontology annotation, cellular component: cytoplasmic dynein complex; cytoplasm. The record is from RefSeq and is a predicted model, not a curated record. Lineage: Eukaryota; Metazoa; Cnidaria; Anthozoa; Malacalcyonacea; Nephtheidae. The coding region runs from base 67 to 660 and encodes 197 amino acids.